This is a messenger RNA of Drosophila ficusphila, 704 nucleotides long. RefSeq names its product cuticle protein LPCP-23. Bases 18 to 641 code for a protein of 207 amino acids. NCBI's taxonomy places the organism in Eukaryota, Metazoa, Arthropoda, Insecta, Diptera, Drosophilidae. The record is from RefSeq and is a predicted model, not a curated record. The transcript has a single exon.
UUGCCUCACCCAUCGACAUGGCUCACACUCAGUUCCUCGGCGUCGCCUCCAGUUUGCUGCUCCUCCUGGCCUCCACCCGGGCGGGAUUAGUUGCCCAUCCGGGCGUUGGUUACGCGGUGAGCGAUGAGCACGCGGUGGCCCACACCCAGCAGAACGUGGUGAGGAGCUUCGACGGCACCGUCUCCCACUACGCCAAGUCCCUGGCCACGCCCUUUUCGCAGGUGCACAAGCAGGACACGCGGAUCAGCAACAACGUCUACCAGCCGGCGGUGGCCAAGACCUUCAGCUACGCUCCCGCUCCGGUUCCGGUCUCGAUCCCGGCUCCGGUCCACUUCCAGCACGCCCAGCCGGAGCCAUCGCAGCUGUUCACCCAGGCAUCGCCGGUUUACCAACAGCCCGCUCAGAUUGAGACCUCUGCGAUUCACCAUCAGGCCGCUCAGGUCGAGGGUCUUUCGGCUUACCACCAGCCCGCCCAUGUCCACACUCCCUCGGUUUACCAUCAGCCCGCUCAGGUUCAGAGUCCCUCGGUUUACCAUCAGCCAUCCCACUACGGCCACCAACCCGCUGUCAUCCAAUACUCUCCGGCGGAGACCGUUUCCCACAUGAGCUUCGAUGGUUUCGGUACCCACUAUGGAUUCUGAACUAGUUUAAAUAAAUUAGAAUAACACUAAUUACAUAUAUGAACGCUUUACAAAAUAUAUAUA